AUGGCGGAUAAUACAGUGGAAGUUCAUCUGUUGAUCAGCAAAUCGCACUUGGCACCGAAGGCUACAAUCCCGAGACUCGAACUUUGCGGCUUUCGUCUGAUGUCAAGAUUGGUGGUCAAGGUAGUUUCGGCACUCAAGGUGAAAUUCGAUCGAAUGGUGCUGUACUCGGACUCGACCAUCACUCUGGGGUGGUUAUCGAAGUCGCCAAGCCAACUCAACACCUACGUAGCGAAUCGUGUGGCGCACAUUCAAGAACUAACUCCUCGACCAACCUACGAUUACAAGUACGUGCGCACAAACGCGAAUCCUGCGGAUCUUGUUUCCCGAGGUCUGUAUCCGGAGGCCCUGAUUGGAAAUCGGUUUUGGUGGCACGGUCCAGAUUUCAUUCAGCAAAGCGCUUACGAAGAAGACCCCAUGGAGGAGAUUGCCGAACUACCGGAAGUGAAGGUGGCCGCAGCAGUGGCGACUGAUGACAACGAGCUGGAGUACCACAGAGUUCUUGCGAAGUUCAGCUCUUUCCGCAAAUUACAACGGGUGAUUGCCUACGUGAUCCGUUUCACCAACAAGACCAGGAAGCGGCUCACCGAAGGAGACUGUGGUCCAUACCCAACUGUGGCGGAGCUGCGAUCUUCAUUACUGGCCAUUGUUUACAUGGCCCAACAACAACGGCUGCAAGAAGAUAUCCAGGAAGUCCAAAAGAAGCAGGGAACAACCGAGAAGUACGUCGGGAGACUUCGAAGCCUCAAUCCAUGGAUCGACAGUCGCGGCAUACUACGAGUGAACGGACGAAUCAAGCAUGCGAAUGUCUCAUACGAGCAGCGGUGCCCGGCGGUGCUUCCUGCCAAUCAUCAUGUCACGGAUAUCCUGAUCCAAGCGAUUCACCAGGAGAACUUGCACGUUGGGCCGAAUGGAACCCUCUCGGUCCUGAGACAGCAGAUUAGGAAAUGCGUACGAUGCUUUAGAGUGGCCCCUCCCGAGACGAAGCUUUUCAUGGGAGAUUUACCCCGCUGCAGAGUUACCCAGGCUCUUCCGUUUGAACGUACUGGUGUUGAUUUUGCCGGACCAAUCUUCGUACGCAAAGGCAACCCACGCAAGCCUGUGUAUUGCAAAGCAUACGUUGCGCUGUUUGUUUGUAUGGUCACUAAAUGCGUCCACAUCGAACUCGUAUCAAACCUAACGACAGACGCAUUCAUAGCUGCAUUGCAUCGAUUUGUCGCACGACGUGGCAUUCCGGUGCACAUGUACAGUGACAAUGCUACCAAUUUUGCUGGAUCAAGCUCGGAGCUCCACGAGCUUUACAGUCUUCUGCACCAACAGCUGACCAACGAUGCAAUCCAAGGAUUUUGCCUACCCAAGGAAAUAAGCUGGCAUUUCAUCCCCCCUCGUUCACCACACGUGGGUGGAUUAUGGGAAGCCGGUGUCAAGUCGGCUAAGUACCUGAUCAAGCGCACUGCAGGAGAUACGAAGCUGACUGAAGAAGAAUGGAGCACGCUUCUGACGCAGAUUGAAGGCAUUUUGAAUUCGCGGCCGUUAGUCCCUCAGACCGCGGAUCCAGACGACUACAGCGUUAUUACACCCGGUCAUCUGCUGAUCGGUCGUCCCAUAACUGCGAUUCCCGAACCAGCCUACGACCAAAUCAAGCAUGGAACCCUCUCUAGAUGA
Molecule: messenger RNA, 1662 nt
Organism: Aedes albopictus (Asian tiger mosquito)
Lineage: Eukaryota; Metazoa; Arthropoda; Insecta; Diptera; Culicidae
Exons: 1
Coding region: 1-1662 (553 amino acids)
Biological process (GO): DNA integration
Molecular function (GO): nucleic acid binding
Source: RefSeq, a predicted model, not a curated record